Messenger RNA from Rhipicephalus microplus (southern cattle tick), 1636 nucleotides. RefSeq lists its product as uncharacterized. The record is from RefSeq and is a predicted model, not a curated record. Lineage: Eukaryota; Metazoa; Arthropoda; Arachnida; Ixodida; Ixodidae.
GCGGCGCAGCAGUUUCUGCAUAAUUCCCUUUAUGGCAGGUGUUCUGUGUCUAUGGUUUCUUGCAGUCACUUUCGGUGCGUGGGGCCACAAGCUGUGCCACGAGGUCGUAGCAGGUGUUCUGUGGUCGUAGCUGCUUUCGGAUCGUUUAUCCGCGCGAUGGAGACGACGCCAGAACACGACGCUCUUUUGCCCGCCGAAAUGUCCGCCGAAGCGGUUUGUUCUAACCCGCCCGUCGCUGGCGUUGCGAAGGUUAGCAGAGCCGAGCGUGUUCGCGAAUGGCGACGUCGCGUCUUCAACACCGACGAGGCGCGAGCCAGAGAGGCCGAACGCAAGCGUCGGCAGUGGAAGGCCAACAACACCGCCGAGGCGCGAGCCAAGCACGCCGAGCGCGCUCGAGAAUGGAGACGGCGCCACGGCAAAACCGACGAGGCGCGAGCCAAGGAAGCCCUGCGCAAGCGUCUUCAACGCGCCCGCAACAUCGAGGAGACGCGAGCCAAGGAAGCCGAGCGGAAGCGCCGACAGCGGAAGGCCAACGCCGGCAAACCUCCGUCGGCAACGCCUCGAAAGCGCCGGGCUCCGCCGGCCGAUCUGGAGGCGUAUCGUCGCCGCAACGCCGAGCGCGUCCGUGCAUGGCGCGCCAAGAACGCCGGGUCCAACGCCAGACAGCGUCUCCUCCAGACAGCGCUGUACCAGCUCCUCCAGCAGGUUGAGAGCGAGGCACAGCGCGAGGAUCGCGACGCACUCGGAGCAGGAGCGUCUUCGAGAGAGUCUUCAGGAGCGCUCUUUCAAGUCGACGUUCAACCCGUGACGUCACCCGCGCGCAACGCUGCUGCCUUGAAUACCAUUGGUGUUUCCUCUGGAAAGAUGGUUCGUUCCCGGCAGUGUGUUCGUCGUCCUCGUAGGCGCACGAUUACCACACAAACAGCGCCGUACCAGUCUAGCGUUCGUGUGCAGGCGUCUACAUUGCCUGUGGGAUGGAAUGUUGGUGUACAGACUCGCACCUUCAGCAUCUCGGUGGGAACUCAAACCAAGGCCUGGUGCUCAGCCAAGCGCACAUCCCAGAAAAUCCAUGCUUCUUCAUCGGAUCAAAUGCGCGACUGCAGCACCCGUGAACCGUGCCCCUCCAGCUCGCUGACAAAGUGCAGCGAAUACGAUACUCACACCAACUAUGGAUGAUGUGAUUACAUGCUGAAGACCUUGGUUUCAAAAUGUGCUUUCGUGACGCCCCACACCUCGGCCAAUUUUGUGGUACUUCCUGUGAAAAGGAGUACCGAGUCGUUCUCUGGCAGUGCGAUCAGUUCCAGGGAUCCAAUUGAUUGCGUGCCGCCAAACUACACAUUGGGAGUUCAGGACGUGGAGGAAAGAAGCGUCAACAGAGCACAGACGUCAUCAGCGAUUCCUGUCAAUGAAAGGGCAAAAACAUCGUCCUUACUUCCGUGCCUUCGGCACUAAGCCUCUCUUCAAAAAUGUACUGUCACCUUUUUCAGGUGAUCGGUGAGGUGAAAUAUUUUACCUGACCUGUCACCUGAAUCUUUAAUGUUAACCCAUAAGGAAAUGGUCCUCAUUGGUCAUCCAGCUGUCUUUUCAUUUUUGAAGCAAGCAUAAGGAAAAAUUAAAGUGCGAUUGUGCACAAUGA